AUGGCCCACGCAGGAAUCAAGACGGUCAUUCUCCUGUCGUUUGUACUUGCCGUCGGGUUCCUGCUCAUCAUUCUGUCUUGUGCUCUGUGGUCGAAUUGGCUCCCUCUCCUUGUCGCGUUGACGUUUGUGCUUGCGCCUCUACCGAACGCACUGUCCGCAAGUUGUGGGGGUGACGAGUUCACCGCCGACUACGAUGGGCCAGGGCGCGGAGAUCUCGCUCGGUUCAUUACUGCGACAAUUGUAGUCACCGGGUUCGCAUUUCCUCUGGUGCUGGCGCACUCCGAGGUGAUCUACCCUGGAGCAUGUGCAAUGUCCAUCGUCGGUGGAGCUUUGGUGUACGGAACAAUUCUGGCGUACAGUGCUACAUUCAGGCAGGACGAUUCUUCUGAGUUCGAUUAAGU
This is a messenger RNA of Laetiporus sulphureus 93-53, 401 nucleotides long. Its product is annotated as vacuolar protein sorting 55 protein. Gene Ontology annotation, biological process: late endosome to vacuole transport via multivesicular body sorting pathway. The record is from RefSeq and is a predicted model, not a curated record. Gene Ontology annotation, cellular component: endosome; Vps55/Vps68 complex. The coding region runs from base 1 to 399 and encodes 132 amino acids. NCBI's taxonomy places the organism in Eukaryota, Fungi, Basidiomycota, Agaricomycetes, Polyporales, Laetiporaceae. The transcript is spliced from 4 exons.